Messenger RNA from Planococcus citri (citrus mealybug), 4189 nucleotides. It is a transcript of the gene ArgRS-m, whose product is annotated as arginyl-tRNA synthetase, mitochondrial. Gene Ontology annotation, biological process: arginyl-tRNA aminoacylation; mitochondrial translation. Gene Ontology annotation, cellular component: mitochondrion. The coding region runs from base 140 to 1816 and encodes 558 amino acids. Gene Ontology annotation, molecular function: ATP binding; arginine-tRNA ligase activity. The transcript has 9 exons. NCBI's taxonomy places the organism in Eukaryota, Metazoa, Arthropoda, Insecta, Hemiptera, Pseudococcidae. The record is from RefSeq and is a predicted model, not a curated record.
AAUUUGAAAUCUGAAAACUACUGAUAACAACGAAAAUGAAAAUGCGAUUUUGAAAAAAUGAAAUUCCAAGAAAAGAAAUGAAAAUUUUGGCCCGGAAAAUAAUUUGAAAGUAUUUUCAUAGCAAUACAGUUCUGAUGAAAUGGCAUUAUCUUAUAAACUACACAUAACUCAGGAAAUAUUUAAAAAAUUGCCACAAAAAUCCAAACUUGACUACAAUCAUGUGCUAUCGAACAUCAGAUUUAAUUUCGAUAGUAUUGCAAACAAUGUAUCUUUUACAUAUCGUUUGAAUCCUGAUGAGCCGGUCAAAUGGAACGAUUUAUCACCCAAGAAUGAAUUUAUCCGAAGUGUUCAGUUUUGUGAAAAUAAGAUUCAAUUCUCCGUUGACAUUGAAAAUUACCUGCUAUUCUCCUUAAACGAUUGUUUGCGUUUUAAUGCAACACAGUCUUUGAAAAAAGGAUCAAAAAAUGUGAUAGAUUUUAGUUCUCCAAAUAUAGCAAAACCAUUUCAUUUUGGACAUCUACGAUCGACCAUGAUCGGAAACUAUAUUUCAAAUAUAUCAGAACACAUGGGCGACAAAGUUAUUAGAAUCAAUUAUCUAGGUGACUGGGGCGUUCAAUUUGGCUUAUUGAAAUAUGGUUUGGAUGAAUGUGGUAUAAACAUCGAUAAACUGAAUGAAAACCCUUUGAGAGUGUUAUACGAAGCUUACGUUGCCGCUAACAGCAUUGCAGAACAGCAGCCUGAAGUUGGAGAACAAGCUAAAGAAAUAUUUCGUAAAAUGGAAUUUGCUGACCAAGAAAAUGAUGAUUUGAAAAAGUGGGCAUCAAUUCGUUCUCAAACAGUUGAUGAAAUUUCAAAAGUAUAUGAAAGAUUAGGUAUUCGAUUUGAUGAGUAUAACUGGGAAUCAGAUUACUCUGCCAAACGCAUUGAAGGUUUGAUCAAAACCUUAGUUGAUAGAAAUAUAGUUGUGAAAGAAAAUGAUGCUUGGGUAGCUAAACUUUACUGUAAUGAAUCAGUACCUUUCGUAAAAAGCGAUGGAACUACUUUGUAUUUAACUAGAGAUUUGGCAGCUGUCCUGGAUAGAUACCAACGUUACAAUUUUGAUAAAAUGUUGUACGUCGUUGAUAAUUCACAAUCAAAACAUUUUAGAAAUUUAACUCGUUUAGUUGAAAAGUUGGAUUCUCAAUGUGCUGAAAAAAUACAGCACGUAAUGUUUGGUAGAGUUAUUGGUAUAAGCUCACGUAAAGGAACGGCUGUCUUCUUGGACGAUAUUUUAAAUUCUAUUCGAGAAAAGAUGGAAGAAAAUAGGAAAAACACUAUAACCACAAAAGGCAGAAAUGACGAUGAGAUAGCCGACAUUUUAGGUAUUUCUGCCGUCGUAGUAAAUGAUUUGAAAAGAAAAAGAAAUACCAAUUACAAUUUUGAUUGGAAUUCAGUUUUUAACAGCAAAGGCGACACUGGAAUUAGAUUACAAUACAGUCAUUGUAGAUUGUAUAGUUUGGAAGAAAAUUGCGGAAUUAAAUUACCUAUAGAAUGUGAUCUCAGUGUGCUGAAAGAACCCGAAGCAGUUAAAUUAAUAAUUGAAAUUUCAAGAUACGAAGACGUAAUUGUGAAAUCAUAUAAUCAUCUUGAAUCUGGCAUUUUAUUAAAAUAUUUAUUCGAACUAUGCGAUGCUAUCAAUAGAGCCCAUAAAGUUCUCAGAGUUAAAGGAGAAAGUGAUCACGUGGCUUCGCAAAGACUGUUGAUAUUUCAUAAAGCUAGAUUAAUCCUAAAUACCGGUAUGAAAAUAAUCGGGAUUAAACCGCUGAAUCAGAUGUGAUUAUUGAGUACCAAUGACUGUUUUCAUAAUCUACAAUUACAAUGACGAGAGGAAGAAUUUUCAGGCACAUUUGAGUUAUUUUUCUGGGACCGGUCACACUCUUUUUCGAUUACAUCGUUUAGUAUCAAGUAACUCAAAAUGCAAGCGGUCAAUACAACAAAAAAUACGCGAAUAAAGUAUAUCAGUUUAAUUUUUUCCCACUUCAAAUAUAGGAAAGCUUUGCAUAAAGGAUGUUUUAAAAUAUCUUUAUGAUUUUCUUUCUGCAGAACAUACAGGAAACCUAUUUCUCCGAUGUUGGAAUUCGUGAUUAAUUCUCGGAAACUGAAUUUCAAGCUUUUCUCUGUAUUAUAGGCUAAUGACUUGGUGAGCCUUUUCCAUAUGGCGGGAACACUUUUCGGCGUUUUACGAUUGAUCAUAUUCAAAGCGGAAGUACCACUUUUGGUUUCAGCUGCAACAUUGGCACCGUUUAGGAUGAGGAAAGUUACACAUUCUUCUGCUUCGUUUAUGGCUGCUAAAUGCAAUGGCGUGUAACCGUAUCUGUGAAUAGAAUUAUAGAAUAAGAAAUAAUUCAGUAUGUAAACACCUAGCUAUACCAUACCUACUGAUUAAAUUGUGCUUAUAAUAAAGAUAAACCUAGCAACUUGGCAAGUCAGAAAAUCCCAUUUUAAAAUGUUUAGCAGUGAAGUUGGCCAAGGGAGGGAGUAGGGAGAGGAGCCACUCAGAGGGUCUGAGAUUUUGAGUGCAAUAACCCAGACUGAAAAUGCACACAUGUCUAAAUUUUCAUUUAAAAACAGGGCGGAAAGGUGAAAUUUGUUUUUAAAAAAGAUUUCACUGACCUUGUGAUUAAGGGAUAGUUCGGAAGUCAAUUUCGAAAAAAGAUUCAAAAUUUGAACUCGUUGCGUACCCAAAUAUUCGGAAAAUCAUGUCUCAAGAUUUAUUGGACUUUUCAUUUAUUUGACACUUCUUUUUGAGCGACAGAAGAGUUGGAUCAAAAAAAACCAUGAGUAUUCCUAUAUCAGCGCUCAAAAAUAAACAUAGCUUUUAACGAUGCACCGCAAUGUAAAUUUGUUUAUCUCACGCAGGUACAUAUCUGUAGAAAAGCACCAAAAUUUCUGGUGCCAAGUGCAUUUUUCAAUUUUUGGUGAAUUUUUAUAAAAAUCAAAUUUGGGCCAAAAAUGAAAAAAAAUCAAAAUUUUACCAGAUUGACUAACGAAACUGAAAUUUGGUGCGUUGUGUACCCUAUUGUGACGGUCGAAAUUAACUGGAAACCGUUUCGGAUCGUAGUAAGCAGUUCCAGAGCUUCCAACAAAUUUUUGAAUGCUGUAAUUUCCACAAAAUGUUACCAAAAUGAAGUUGGAAAGCUGAAAUUUACAGUAUAGAUUUAGGUACCUCUAUUUCAACAUUCUGAGUCAACUGGAGCUGAUUUUUUAAGCCGUUUUGGAGCCUCCGGUAAAAUUUUCAAAAUUCCUAUUCUCCAAAAAAAACGAAAUGAAGUCUAAAACACUGAAAUUCAAUCAGUAUACUUAAUUAUUUUGGAAAAACCGAGUCGAUUUCUGGUGGUUUCAACUCGCUUUAAAGGCUCCAGUGAUUUUUUGAAAAUUCCCUGUCUAAAUUGACUUUAACUUGUACGAUCGUGAUUUCUGGAGCUUAAAUAAUGGCGUGUAAUCGGUCAAAUUGGCCACCAACAAGAACCAAUCAUGAUCUUACGUGCUGAGGUUGAUUAAGGCAGAUUUUAUGGCGUUUUUUUUUUAGAAAAUUUGAAUCUCUAAAAGGUUAAAACCAGCUCCAGUCGACUCAGCAUAUUGAAAUUAAGGUAUGUAUUGAGUAGGUAGGUAAAUUUCAAAUUUCUAGGAUUCAUUUGAUAAAAUUUUGAGGAAAAUUUCAACAUUAAAAAAUCUGCCGGAGGCUCCAGAACUGCUCAAAAUGGUUCGAAACCGUUUACACUCGAUUUGGAAGGUCAACAAUUGGGUAUGCACCAAAUCAUAAGUAUAGCUUUCUAGGUCAAUUCAGAAAAAUUUUGUUUUUUUUAAAUUUUCGGCCCAAAUAAUUUGAUUUUUAAAAAUCCACCAAAAAUCGAAAAAAUAAUACACUUAAGCACUUGAAAUUUCGGAAUGGUGGCAUAUUUUUGCAUUCUCAUCUUAUCUUGUUUUGAGCAGUUGAAAUUUUUUUGACAGUUGGGAUACCUUCCUCACUUGUCAGUGCAUGGAAAGAUCGUAAUCUUUCAUAAGUUUGUCUCUAUUCAACUUAUGUAUAUUUGGAAAUGAAAAGGUUAUGCUGAAAAACUGUUUGAUAUUCUAAGGCACUUUCUUGGAAACAUGGUUUGGUUUUUCUCUUUGAUUACCUAUGUACAUGCAAUAAAUUACCAAUUCUGUU